UGGAAAGCCCGCUGGUCCUUUUUGGGUGGCGUUUCCCCGUAUCUGAGCACCAGGCCAGCUUUCGCCCUUGAGGAAGAGCCCGGAUAUGAUCCUGGGGAAGGGCCUGGCCCGUGACUUUCGUGCUGAGGUUUGGACUGUGACACAGAAAAUUUCUCUCCAAGAAACCUUGCCAGGAAGAACAGCGGUCGAGGUCCACCCAGGGCCAGCUCUUCUAAACGGGCUGCCAGCGUCACUGCUGUCUGCGUGUCAGUGAAUCACUUGUCACCUCCUCCGCCCCGGGAUCUGGAAAUGGGGCCCAAGUUCCUGGACGUACUUGGAGUGAGGGAGCCCUGACCCCGUCCAGGAAGCAUGGCUCUUCCUCCUUCCUGGAGGAAGGUGUUUCCCCUCUUCCCCCUCCUGUGACCCUAGCUGCCCUGCAGGGCUCCCAGGAAACCCUCGGUGGAGAGCAGAGAACCAGGAAGUGAGGCCCCAAGACAGGCAGGCGAGCCCUGGGCGCCUGGAGCGAAAGUGAAAGCGGCUUCGGGGCCGGCCGCCUGGUCGGAGACUCUCUCCCCACCAGCCCGGAGACAGAGCAGCGGUGCAGGGCCGCAGGGCGCCGGGGAGGGUGCGACAGGACAGACGACACAGGACUUGGCUGCGCAGAGCCGGAAGGGUUGCUGGCAAUGGCGUGCGUGGGCGCUUGGUCAUUCUGAGCCCGCCUGAUCCAGCUGCAAAGUCUUUGCCCACCCAGCAGGGAUAGAGUCUCAACGCUGCCCUGCUGCCUCUGAGAGGCAUGGAUUUCAGCACGCUCCUUUACAAUAUCGGGGAACAGCUGGACAGUGAGGAGCUGGCCUCCCUCAAGUUCCUGAGCCAGGACCACAUCCCACAGCGGAAGCAGGAGCCCAUCUUGGACGCCUGCAUGUUGUUCCAGAGACUUCAGGAGAAGCGGGUGCUGGAGGAAGACAACCUGUCCUUCCUGAAGGAGCUGCUUUUCCGAAUCAACAGGCUGGACCUGCUGGGCGCCUACCUGAACACCAGCAGGGCGGAGAUGGAGUGGGUGCUCCAGAGCCCCGGCAAGGCCCAGAUCUCGGCAUACAGGGUUCUGCUCCUUCGGGUUGCAGAUGACGUAACCAGACCUGAGUUGAGGCAUUUUAAAUUUCUGUUGAACAACGAGAUCUCCAAGUCUAAGCUGGACGACAACAUGAGCUUGCUGGAUAUCUUCAUUGAGAUGGAGAAGAGGGCCAUCCUCGGGAAGGACAACUUGGACACCCUGAAAAUGAUCUGUGACCAGGUCAACAAGAGCCUGCUGACGAAGAUCAGGGAGUACGAGGAACUGCACGGAGAGAGGAGAAUGAGUCUCGGACAAAAUCCAGAAGAGUUUUCAAAGGAGGAGUCGCCCCUGGAGAUGCAGGACAUGCUGGACUUUCCGGAAGAACAGAACAGCAGGUCACAGACACUGGACAAAGUUUACCAAAUGAAAAGCAAGCCACGGGGGUACUGUUUGAUCUUCAAUAACUAUGAUUUCAGUGAGGCACGGGAGAGUAUACCCAAACUCUGCAAGAUGAAGGACAGGAAUGGAACAGACUUCGAUGCAGCGACUUUAGAUGGGACCUUCACUGAACUGCACUUCGAGACGGUGCACUGGAGGGAUUUCACAGCGCAGCAGAUCUGCGACAAGCUGCAGUACUACCAACGCACAGACCACAGCAACCGGGACUGCUUCGUCUGCUGCGUCCUGUCCCACGGGAACAGGGGCACCAUCUACGGCACAGAUGGGCAGGAGGUGCCCAUCUCCGAGCUGACCUCUUACUUCAUUGGUUCCAAGUGCCCCUCCCUUGCCGGAAAACCCAAAGUGUUUUUUAUUCAGGCUUGUCAAGGGGAGAACUACCAGAAAGCUAUCGCUGUGGAGACCGACUCGGAUGAGAACAAAGCCUGUCUAGAAGAGGACAUUUCGUGUCCCCCGAUGACCAUCCCGGAUGAGGGUGACUUCCUGCUGGGGAUGGCCACUGUGGACAGCUAUGUUUCCUACCGAGACUCCAGGAAGGGCAGCUGGUACAUCCAGACACUGUGUGAGAGCCUGAGAAGGAGAUGUCCUCAAGGUGAUGAUAUUCUCACCAUCCUGACGGAAGUGAACUUUAACGUGGGCAGAAAGAUCGACCAGAGGAACAUGAGGAAACAGAUGCCCCAGCCGACCUUCUCACUGAGGAAAAAGCUGUUCUUCCCCACCGACUGAUGGCCUGGUCCAGCUGCUGAACACGGGGCUUCACGAAAGGCUAAGCACUUGCUGUGUGUACCUGUUCUGGAUGGCGGGAGAGGAGAACGGAGCCUUGUGCUUCACUGGGGCGAAGAAGCACCCAUCAGCAGUUACCCCCUGCAGAACACCAGCGCCCUGCUCCCCAGCCAUCCUCUACACUACUUUUCUUCCUGCUUUGCUGGGGAUCGAGCCUUCUGGGUGCCAAGCGAACUCCGCCACACUAUUAUGUAAUUUGGGAGUGUGAGGUUCGAAGGCAUGGAUUCCUCCCACAAAAGCUUUAAAACCCAAGCAGUUCCACUGAUCGCACCGCGUCGGCCUGCUGCUGUGGCUGCAGGUCUGGUUCUGCUGCUCCUGGGUGCGCUUCUGUCUGCUUUCUGUCCUUUCGCAGGUGUCUGCAGGUGCUAAGAGCUUUUCAGAGAAAGAGAAUAAAAUUGCACUUUCCUGUUCUCAGA
Molecule: messenger RNA, 2685 nt
Organism: Chinchilla lanigera (long-tailed chinchilla)
Lineage: Eukaryota; Metazoa; Chordata; Mammalia; Rodentia; Chinchillidae
Gene: Casp8
Product: caspase 8, apoptosis-related cysteine peptidase
Exons: 10
Coding region: 773-2212 (479 amino acids)
Biological process (GO): apoptotic process; regulation of apoptotic process; proteolysis
Molecular function (GO): protein binding; cysteine-type endopeptidase activity
Source: RefSeq, a predicted model, not a curated record